Aspergillus viridinutans is the source of this 1815-nucleotide messenger RNA. Its product is annotated as arrestin (or S-antigen), N-terminal domain protein. Gene Ontology annotation, molecular function: ubiquitin protein ligase binding; protein-macromolecule adaptor activity. Gene Ontology annotation, cellular component: plasma membrane; cytosol; cytoplasm. The coding region runs from base 1 to 1815 and encodes 604 amino acids. Gene Ontology annotation, biological process: ubiquitin-dependent endocytosis. The record is from RefSeq and is a predicted model, not a curated record. The transcript is spliced from 5 exons. Lineage: Eukaryota; Fungi; Ascomycota; Eurotiomycetes; Eurotiales; Aspergillaceae.
AUGUCUGUAACCAUCCAUCUGGACAGGCCUCAUGCUCAUUUCACCAAUCUCGACUUCAUAACGGGUAGAGUUGUGCUCCACCUCCCCUCAGAAGCUCCCAUAGGAGGCAUUCAAGUGAAACUUGAGGGAGAAAGCAGAACUCGACUCUCAGGCCCACGGCAUCCACAUAAUGAGCAGUCGGAUAAGAAACGGACGGAGCUUGAGGUUCAUAAGAUCUUGUACAAGGUUGAGACACUCUUCCCAACUCCGGCUGUUUUCAACCAGACAACUCAGAAUACAUCGUAUACAUUUGCUGCUGGGACGUACGAGUAUCCCUUCCGAUUCAAGUUCCCUUUCAACAAUUCAUGCAGUUCACACAACAGUAUGCUCACCAACCUGAACUUUACCGGGUUGAAGGUUGAGGUGGCCAAGGAUACAAAUCGACACGUUAAGAAAACCUUGCCUCCUUCUUUGAGUGGCUUUCCAGGCAUGGCAGAGAUCAAAUAUUAUGUAAAGGCAACAGUCAUCCGCCCACAGUUCUACAAGGAGAAUCUGAGAGCCAUCACGCCGUUGAAUUUCCUCCCAAUCGAGCCUCCACGAACUGGAAGGCCUAACGAAGAGACGUAUGCUAGACGUCAACAUCAAUUCAGCAAAGCUCCCGAAAAGAUCAGAACCAAGAGUCUAUUCUCCAAAGCCUCCUCCUCAUCGCUCCGGGAUGUGGGAGGAGAGCCUCUCCGUGUCUUUGCAGAUGCAAGACUGCCAAACCCGUCCAUUCUUACUUGCAAUGAGCCAAUACCUCUGAGGUUGCUGGUGAGGAAGGUGUCCGAGUCGUUCGAGACGAUCUUCCUCCAGAUGCUGCAAAUUGAGCUGAUUAGUUAUACCCACGUCCUGGCCCAUGAUCUUCGGCGCACAGAAGGCGGCAGCUGGGUUCUUCUCAGCCGCAGUAAUAUGUCUAUUCCUCUCGGCAGAGGAGGGGAUCCCGCUGGUACAGAAUGGCCACUUGAUCCCUCCAUGUGGAACCACAUACCGUUGCCCAGCUCAGUCGCGCCAUCUUUUGAGACUUGUAAUAUAUCACGAAAUUAUGAACUCGAGGUACGAAUCGGCUUGAGUCACGGGAGUAUCGGAGACAUGAAGCCCCAACUCAUCGUACUUCCCUUGAGAAUGCCAGUCAAAGUGUACUCUGGAGUAGCUCCUCCACAAGCACUGCUAGAUGCCAUGGCUGCUACUGGUCAAGCGACCUUGUCUAAACCUGCACCGAUGACCGGCCAUCCUAUGGAUGAUACAGUCGAGCGUCCACCAGUACCUCCCCGGCCAACGGGUCCGGUCAUGCCUACCAGUGUAGAGGAUGUCUAUGACGAAGCACCCCCCAGCUAUGAGGACGCGAUGGCUGAAACCCUAAGUCCUGUGGAUGGCCCCCGCCGCGAGUAUAACCCACCAGAUGCUUCUUCUUCCAGCAGAACCAUUGAACCUGGAGCUGAUUCGACAUCGUCAGUAUUCCGAAAAAAGGAACGUGAGGCCACAUCGCCGUACAGCCACCCUACAGCCAACUCGUCGUCGGAAUCGUUUGACAUGCUUCCUUCUACCCCUCCGGAGUCUCAUUCCGGCUCACCUCCCACAUCUCCGGUUGCACGCCAGCAGAGUGUGCUCAAGAUACACAAGGCGCUUCCUCCAGACGAGGAAAGUCCACCUCAAUAUCAGCAGGUUGCUGACAGCCCUACAUCAGCGCCGCAAAGCCGCAAUGAUAGAGGACAACCUCAACCUGGCUUUCGUCCGCUCAAUCUUGGAGUACCCAACAGAAAGCCUGUACCACGGACUCCAAGUACGGGAGGCUCAUGA